Messenger RNA from Scleropages formosus (Asian bonytongue), 4245 nucleotides. It is a transcript of the gene cd2ap, whose product is annotated as CD2-associated protein. Gene Ontology annotation, molecular function: protein binding. Gene Ontology annotation, biological process: cell migration; actin filament organization. NCBI's taxonomy places the organism in Eukaryota, Metazoa, Chordata, Actinopteri, Osteoglossiformes, Osteoglossidae. The transcript is spliced from 19 exons. Bases 354 to 2303 code for a protein of 649 amino acids. The record is from RefSeq and is a predicted model, not a curated record.
UGUGUGGCAGCGGAGUUUCAGCGAAGUCUGGGAAGGUGGAGACCUCUCGGGUGGGGGGGGUCUUCCACUGUAAUUCUCUCGUUAAAGAAAUAAAGGAAGAUAAAAAUCACCGUAUUGGAGCCGUGUUUGUAGGCUGCGCUGAGAGGUGGACGUAUGGCCGCUUUGCGCCGUUAGAGAACUUCAGCAGGGGAGAGACAGGAGGAGGAGGGAAAGUGAGCCGCUCCUCCGUGAAGCACUACUAGCCGGGCUAGUAGUAGUAUCUCACCGCGGGAUUGAACGGAUAAAAACGUGUACAAAACCGAGAAGAAAGACGCAAUACAACACAGCGGAGAGAGCCGGGAUCCGAGGGAAGGAUGGUGGACGUCGUGGUUGAACAUGAGUACGAAGCUCUGCAUGAUGAUGAACUGACACUACGACCAGGAGAUGUGAUCAGGAACGUUCGGAAGAUCGAGGAAGAGGGUUGGAUGGAAGGGACUCUGAACGGUAGACGGGGUCUCUUCCCAGACAACUUUGUCAAGGAGAUAAAGAAGGAUACGUUGGACGGACCCAAGGAGGAAUCUGUGGUGAAGAGGGACCGAUCCUCAGGCAACGUGGCCAGCCUCGUCCAGCGCAUGAGCACCUACGGCAUUCCUGCCGGUGGCUUCCAGCCCCACUCGCACCCCAGGACCUUCCCCAAGAAAGCAAAGAAACGGCAAUGCAAGGUUUUGUUCGAAUACACGCCACAAAAUGAGGAUGAGCUGGAGCUGAAAGUGGGCGAAAUCAUCGACAUCACAGAGGAGGUUGAGGAGGGCUGGUGGAGUGGCACACUGCAUGGGAAAUUCGGCCUCUUCCCAUCCAACUUUGUCAAGGAAUUGGAGCUGUCUGAUGAUGAAGGCACUAGCGAUGUCACCGAUGAGACAGACACCAUUGCUAAAGAGAGCUCGACCACUGGCCCCACUACGCCUACCUCUCCCGGGACCGGCAAUGGGAUUGUGACUCAGCCCAAAAAGGUCCGGGGUGUCGGCUUCGGGGAUAUUUUCAAGGAGGGCUCUGUGAAGUUGAAGACCCGUCUGUCCAGCUCCGAGCCAGAAGAAAAGAAAACGGACAAACCACUCCCAUCACUGCCAUCCGCUGCAAAGCCCACCCCUUUGAACAUGACAGACUCGGUUAAAGCAGAUGGCGAGAGCAGAGCUAAAGUGAAAGAGUACUGCAAAGUGGUAUUCCCGUUUGAAGCCACGAAUGAUGAUGAGCUCAAUCUGAAGGAGGGGGACAUCAUUCAUAUUCUCGGCAAGGACACUGGGGAACCCGGUUGGUGGAGAGGAGAGGUCAACGGGAAAGAAGGGGUCUUUCCUGACAACUUUGUGACCUUGAUUUCAGACUCCGAGAAAGAGGUAACAGUUUUAAAAGGAUCUAUAAAAGUGUCAUCAAAACAGGACACAGAAGAGAAACCCAAAAAGCCACCGCCACCAUCAAAAAGCUCAGCAUCAAAGCCCGAGGUCCCCGGUGCCGACAAGAAACCAGCCCAGCCCAAACCGGAGGACAAAGGUGACAAGCCACUGCUCGAUCACAGACCCUCCACCAAACCAGCGGCCCCCUUAGUCCCACCAAAGAAGCCUCUUGUUCCGCCAGGCAAAGGGCCAAGCCCCCCCCUCAAGCCUGGAAGCAUCCCUCCAAAAAGGCCCGAGAAGCCACAGGCAACUUCUCUGAGUAGCAGGUCCAAUGGAGAGAUACCCACCCCUCGACCAAAGUCUGACUUUGAACCAACAUUACCCAGCAAACCAAAAACCCUAUCAGGGGACUGGGGGGAGAAAGCUGCAGAAACAGAUUUCAUGAGCUUUGAUGACUUCCUCUCUACCUCAGAGAAGCUCUCGCACCCCACAGCGAGCCGACCCAAGAUGCCUGGACGGAGACUACCUGGACAGUUUGCAGUUGGCUUUUCUCCAAGCAGAGAUGUCAGUGUUGAGAAACCUUGCAAGGUGGAAGACGAAGAGCACCUAAAGCCAAAGCUGCCUCCAUCAAACGCUUCUUCAUUGCUCACACACAAACCAAGCCUGAACAGCAGUGCCGUACCAGAACCCAGUUCUGAUCCCAGACCAGAACCCAAGCUUGAGCCGAAGCCCAAAUCAAACACGGAAGACAGGCACUCAGAAAUGGAGGAUCUUCGGGCCCAGAUGAAGGAGCUGCUUCUCACUGUGGAGCUGCUGAAAACCCAGCAAACACGAGAGAUUGCUGACCUGAGGAGUGAUCUGAAUGAGGAGAAGUCAAAAAGGAUGACCCUCCAGAUGGAGAUAGAAAAAUUGAAGAAGACCAUUAAGUCAACGUGAGAUCUACAUAAUGCGCCGCUUGGAUCCAUCAAGCUGGGCACAAAACCAGAAUGAAAACAUUGUUCGUGUGAUUAUUCUAGUAAUCCUCAAAUUUAUCCCACUUUUGUAAAAAUUUAUUUUUUUGCACAUAAGAUUUUCUCGCUACAGAAAGGUGUAAUUAAAUACUGUUGUAGAUGGGUUUUUUUCUCUUUUUUUUUGCCAACCAGUAACUGAGGCCUUAACUACUGUGCUGGAUCCCUCGGUCAGCAAAUGCUGACCGAUGUCCAACUGCGUCCAAAACUACUGAGUCUAUAAAGGGAUGGGGAGGUAUAUUUUUCUUCUUACUUUGAAAUGCAGGUAGUUCAUAAUACGCUCAUGUUAUUGCUGCAGUAAUGAAAAAUUAACCUCUUAGAAGGAAUAUUUAAUGCAACCUUGCAUGCCCUUAUUGGCAUAGCAGUAAUGAAUUUGGUUGCUGUGUCGUAAGGCAUAUGUGUUUUUCUAACAUUCCUCUGUCCUGGGUAACACUUUCGUGCCUGAUGAAAUUAUGUGUGUUAAUAUUGGGAGCUUGUAUAUCAAAACAUGUAAUAUGUGAUAUAUUUUUUACAGUCCACUGAUGUGCUUCUUAUUUUCCCCUUUUUCUCACUCUUAUUUUUAAAGUGUCUUCAUCAUAGAUGGAUAUCUCUGCAAAAAACAAUAGAAUUGAUGUAUAUAAUCAAAGUCUUAUUGUCUAUAUGAUGUAGCUAACAUCCCUACUUGAAGAGUUCUUCUUCUGGGUUUUUUGGGUAGAGGUAAGGGACAGCCAUGUUUUUGUCUUGCACAAACCCAUUUCUUCAGUCGCCUGACUGUUCUUCGUUUGUCAGCCUGACAGGGAUAGAGCAAAGAUGCUGGCAACAAAUGGACAGCAUUGAAACCUGCCUAGAGAGGUACCCACCUCAGUCCAAGCAGCAGACAGUUGCCAAUUAGAAUGCAGUAUUUAAUUGUGGGCUGUGAGUGCAAAAUUGACAUUUGACAAAGGGGCGGAGCUUGUGAACUGGUCAGGUAACAUACUCUUAUCUAUGCAUGUAUCCCACUGAUAUUGCCUGAGAUGGCAGUUCUUUGGUGAACAAGAAUUGGAGCUGCCUGUUGAGGAGCAAAAACAAAACUAGGCUACUUGGAUGAAAAUGGGUGGCCACCUACAGGCAAGGUCAGGGGCCCGAACAAAGUUGACUACACCUCUGCAUUUAAAAGCUAGUGCAGACAAACCAUGUUUUCCUGCUUUAAAGGCACUGUGUAAAACCAGAUACAUAUAUAUGCAAUUGUGAAUAUGCAGCACUCCAUAACUGCAGCUACUUCUGCCUCCAAUUGAAGGUCCACUCCAUGUCCUGAGUCCAUCAGCCAGCCUUUUCUUUAGCGGUUUGACUACAACCUCUUCCAGUAAUUUUCAUUUUUUUUUUUUUUUUAAUAACUGCUUCAUUACUGGAGAUUUUUUUUUAAUGUGCAUUAAAUUUUCACAAAUUAUGCUGUCUGUUUUAGGAAGCUGAAUGUUUCUCAUGUGAGUACACUUUGUAGUGUAAUUUUUAAUCAGGGCCAGGAUUUAACCAUUAGGAGAAGUGUGGAAUGCCUUCAUGGUCUGGGACUGAGUGUGUGUGAGAUGUCUGGAGUGGAUCUUAACUCUGAACUCACAAAAGGACAGAGGCUUGUAGAUCCCUGAAAGCAAUAAACACAUUUCAACAUUUCUGUCUAGGUCCUCAUUCCCCUGUCACAUGGAUUUGCUGCUAAAUAUACAUGUAUGUUUGAGAGAGAUGGUCUGGAGGAACUACAUGGGGUUCUCACUCUGGCUGACAACAUUCCUUUUUUUUUUUUUUUUAAAAAAAAGAAAAAAAAUAGAUCAUGAAAUUUGCUGCACAUACUUUACAUCUCUUCACCAUGGUUGUGUUUACAUGUGCUGUAAAAUUGCAUGACUUGACAGAUGAAUAAAUAUCUG